This is a messenger RNA of Macadamia integrifolia, 2580 nucleotides long. RefSeq names its product protein EDS1-like. Lineage: Eukaryota; Viridiplantae; Streptophyta; Magnoliopsida; Proteales; Proteaceae. The record is from RefSeq and is a predicted model, not a curated record. Gene Ontology annotation, biological process: defense response; lipid metabolic process. The transcript is spliced from 3 exons. The coding region runs from base 366 to 2252 and encodes 628 amino acids.
CGGCACCUCACCGCUCACUGUAGAGGAUGUGGAUUCAUAGCUUUGCUACAAAUAUAGAUAUACCCUCGGUCAUGAAGUGGGUCGGAGCCGAUCCCCAUUGAUCAAUGCACAGAGCUGGUGUAGAUGAUAGAUACUGAACUAGAGCACAGAAUAUCAAACAUGACCAAGCUUUUACCUCUCGUCAAUUGGAAAUCCUUUUCUAAUGGACACUUGCAGAAGACUUGCAAUGAAACUUCCGGGAAGGGCGGGCGAGGGACAAUUACCGACGAACGACAGUUAUAUAAAGGUUAUUCCUCCAAUGCUCUUUCUCACGAUCAGACACUUCGUGGCAAAGGCAGCUCAAUCGAAUCAAGGAGGCUCUAGGGAUGGAGAGUGAUCUGGUUAAGAAAACCUUCUCUAUAGCCAAAGCAGCUCAAUCCAAUCAAAAUCGAUCUUACCAUUCUGAGAAUUACUCUUCUUACUUCAUCAUCGCCUUCCAUGGAUCGGGGACGACUAUCGGAGACUGGUACUCUGGCAAACCUUUUGGAGAGACAUCCGUUGGUCUGAAGAAACUCUUCCCUUUCCUCAAAAGUAUUGGCAACGAUGAAAUCGCCGUUGUUAAUGGCAAAUUCCUCCAGCAAUUCAAGGAUCUUUUAAAACCAGAUGCUCUAAAUGAAGAAUUUCGUUUGAGCGAUGAGCCAGGACUGGAACAUCUUUUAAAAGACUCGAAACUCAGCAACAAGCUGGAACGAGCUGUGAGGGAAGGGAAGAAAGUAGUAUUUACAGGAUACUCAUCUGGAGGUCCUAUUGCCAUCUUCGCCGCCAUAUUGUUUCUCCAACAAAACCGCAUUCCUCCAUUAUGUGUGACAUAUGGAUCUCCCCUCGUUGGCGAUCAAAUCUUUGGCCAUGCUCUCCGACGAGAAAACUGGGCACAAUACUUUGUACAUUAUGUCAUGAGAUAUGACAUUAUCCCACGGGUCUUACUCACCCCUCUUUCUUCUAUCAGAGAAGAAUGGAAGACCAUUCUCCCUUGCUUCGACAAUAGCAAACUGGAAUCCAAGGCAAAAUCUCAGGAGGCAUCUUCUUUCUUCUGUGAAGUCGUGAGAAAUGCACUGUCCGUUGCAAGCCACACUGCCUGCUCAUUCAUGGGGUGCACCAACUUGUUACUGCAAACAGUUACUAGCUUCAUUGACCUCAGCCCUUAUAGGCCUUUCGGGACCUAUGUGUUCUGCAUGGGACAGGGAAAAAUGUUCACCCUCAAGAACCCAGAUGCCAUUCUUCAAUUAUUGUUCUAUAGUCUUCAAUUAGACAAUGGGAAGGCAAUUGUCGAUGUUUCUUGUAAAAGCUUCAUAGACCAUCUAGGAUACCAGACCGAAUUCACAGAUAACCUGAAAGAUGUGAUUGAUCUUGAGCAUCUUUAUUUGCAACUUCCUCUGUCCUCUGGAGAUGCUAAUAGCAGUGAGACUGCAAUCAAGGAGCUUGGACUGAGCACAAGAGCCAUGUUGAGCGUCAUUGCAGCUAAAGAAUGGGAGAAUGAAAAACAGAAAAACCAAGAAAAGAUUGACAACAACCGCAACAAGAUUGAAGAAGGGCUGAGGAAGCUUCAAGAAUAUAAAGCCAAAGGUGAGAUACGCAUGAUUGGUUACUACGAUGCCUUCAAGUUGCAGACAGAUGCAGAGGACUUCCAUGCCAAUGUGACAAGGCUGGAGCUAGCAGGGAUGGGGGAUGAAAUCAUUGAGAAGCUGAAAAGGUAUGAAUUGCCUGAUGGGUUUGAAUGCAGGGAGGACUGGGUAGAGUUGGGAACCAGGUUCAGAAACCUCAUGGAGCCUCUAGAUAUAGCCAAUUACUAUCGACACUCCAAGGAUAAAGAUACUGGACCUUAUAUGAGACCAGACGAAGGUAGGCAGCCAAGACCAAAGCGUUAUAGAUACACACAGAGAUGGCUAGAGCAUGCUAAAAGGAAGCCGGCAGGUUAUUUCUCAGAAUCCUGUUUCUGGGCUGAGGUGGAAGACCUCAAUAUUUGUAUUCAGAAAAGCAAACAGAAAGAAAAUCUUAAUGCUGCCUUUGAAAAGGUGAAAGACAGGGUACUAAAGCUGGAGGAUAAUUUGUUACAGUGGGUUCAGGAUGAGCAGCAGCUACGAGACGUGUUCUUUGGGGAGUCCACCUUUGUCAAGUGGUGGUGGCAACUCCCAGAGGAGCACCGCAGAAAGUCCCGAAUCACCACACUCAUGAGUGGACAUGCAAAAGAAUUCUCACCUGCUAAAAUGAUAUAAAAGCUCUAUUUGAAUUCGGAAGUGAAGGUCUCUGCAGUCUAUCUCCUAUAUCUAAUGAGUGCUCAUUCUAUUUCUGUCUGUAACACUUCUAUGCAAUCUAUAAGUUAUAUCUGUAAGAAUCUAGUGUAUUGUUCUGUGUAUUAGAUAUUUGUAUGAGGGACUGCAAAAGGUUGUAUUGACAAAAGACUAUGUUCUGUCUCCCCAAAUAGCAGACUUUAUCCUCUCUGGUUCACCUUUGCCUGGAUGAACGAUGGCAGAAGAAGUGUUUGUUUUAACUGGGAAAUAAAUGUUACUUUGGUUGAAGCCUAGGCUCUGAUUGUUAGUACAA